CUAGACCUCACACCAUGGUUCACUUCACAGCUGAGGAGAAGGCNGCCAUCACAAGCAUCUGGGAUAAAGUGGACUUGGAAAAGGUUGGAGGAGAAACCCUGGGAAGUGGCAAGAAAGUGCUGACGUCCCUGGGCUUGGCAGUUAAGCACAUGGACAACCUCAAGGAGACCUUUGCUCAUCUCAGUGAGCUGCACUGUGACAAGCUGCACGUGGAUCCUGAGAACUUCAAGCUCCUGGGUAACAUACUGAUGAUUGUUCUUUCUUCUUACUUUGGCAAAGAAUUCACGGCUGAGGUACAGGCUGCCUGGCAGAAGUUGGUGGUUGGGGUGGCCACUGCUCUAUCCCACAAGUACCACUGAGCCCCUUUCCUGAU
This is a messenger RNA of Mus pahari (shrew mouse), 373 nucleotides long. Its product is annotated as hemoglobin subunit beta-H0. Gene Ontology annotation, cellular component: haptoglobin-hemoglobin complex; hemoglobin complex; blood microparticle. Bases 15 to 359 code for a protein of 114 amino acids. The record is from RefSeq and is a predicted model, not a curated record. The transcript has 3 exons. Gene Ontology annotation, molecular function: oxygen binding; heme binding; organic acid binding. Gene Ontology annotation, biological process: hydrogen peroxide catabolic process; oxygen transport. NCBI's taxonomy places the organism in Eukaryota, Metazoa, Chordata, Mammalia, Rodentia, Muridae.